CAAAGAUUUGCGGUGUGAGUUUUGUCCGCUUUGAGACACCGUACAACGGCUUUCUGGAUGCUUAGCGCAUGCGUACCAGAGUUCUAGCUGUCAGUCUGCAAUAAAGCGGUGGAGAUGGACAGUGGGGAGACUCCAGCCGAGCGGCCAGUUACCUUGGACAUCACGGUGGACGAUGUUCCCAAGGAAGCUGCGGCUCCAGUAUCCCCAGAGCCAUCAUCCAGCCAUGCCCCCUCUGAUGAAAAUGUACUGCCCCAGGAGGAAAGCAUUGAUCUAGGUGGGGACUUUACCUCACCUCAAGAGGACAGCAGUGCUACACCUUCUGAGAGCAUAUUGGAUAAACUUAAUGACCAAAUGAUGGAAAGUGUGAUGAUUUCUGACUCCCCAAAUAACAGUGAAGAAGAUGAUGUAGCUGCUAUGGACUCAAUUCUGGAUGCAGAAGAAGGGGAGCCUAUAACUAAAACAGAAAAUACUGGGGACAAAGAGGAAGAGGCAGAAAUUGGACAAAAUGCAAAAGAGAUUGUUUUCUCAUUGGACAGAGAUGCAGAGAAAACCAUUGCAGAGGAUUCAGUGAAAGACACCGACAGUCAGCAAGAUGACACAAGCAGUAAUUUAACUAUAGACAACACUGAAAAAACAUCAGAAGAAAAUAAGGUGCAGGAACCUGUGGAAACCAAAGCUUCAAGCCCACAUGAGGAACCUAUCCCUGUUUGCACCAUCUUCAGCCAGGGAAACCAGCCUAAAGCCUUAGUCCCUGAUGGAUUUCAACCAACCCUUAUAAAGUCCCCCAGUUUUGGCAUGAUGAGCACAGCGGUGAGUGAAGAGGCUGUGACCCCCAGUAAACCUCAUGCCCCGCUCAUAUGCCAGCCCAGCCCGAGUCUUAGUAAGUUCUUCUCUGACAAUGGACAGACCAAUCCAGCUUCAGACUUCUUUGACUCCUUCACUUCUCCCUCCUCAUUUAUUUCAGUUUCUAACCCUAAUGCAGAGCUGCCUUCUAGCCCCACACCAGAACGCCAACUCUCCUCCACCUCCUCAUCCAUUUCAACCCCAGUGGCAGCAGUGGACUUUGGGACCCCUACCUCCGUAUUUGCCCCUACCCUAAAUGAAUCAUCAAAAACUGCUCCUCAGACUCCCCCUGUAACUACAGGAGCUCAGCCCAAACCGUUCAACCAGCUGCAGUCUGUGUUCUUGGGCAGUGACGACCCGUUUGCUACAGCUCUGAGUCUAAGUGAAGUGGACAGGCGUCAUGAUGCCUGGCUGCCAUCGGAGGAGACCAGGAAGGUUCUGAUUUCUGUGGCCACUCAACAGUUCAGCCCAGCGUAUGUGGAGGUCAGCAGACUCACUAUGCCAGGCCUCAAGUUUGACAACCUACAGGGUGAUGCAGUCAAAGACCUGUUGCUGCGUUUACUUGGAGAACAGGCCGCCGUGAAGCGCCAGGUCCUUACAGCCAGCUCCGUGGAGCAGUCCUUCUCCGGCCUCAAACAGCUAAUUAGCACUAAGAACUGGCGUGCGGCGGUGGACUUGACGGGCCGGCUGCUGACAGCUCAUGGUCAGGGAUAUGGGAAAGCGGGCCAGGCAACCUCCCACACCACCGACUCUCUGCAGCUUUGGUUUGUGCGGCUGGCAUUACUGACCAAGCUGAACCUCUUCCAAAAUGCCGAGCUGGAAUUUGAACCCUUUGGCAAUCUGGACCAACCAGACCUUUACUAUGAAUACUACCCCAAUGUUUACCCUGGAAGGAGAGGCUCCAUGGUGCCGUUCUCCAUGCGACUGCUGCACGCUGAGCUCCCACAAUACCUGGCCAAGCCCCAGGAGGCCCUGGACCGGCUGCACACUCUCCGAACUGUCUGCCUCUCUAUUCUGGAGAACUUGGAGAAGGGCUUGGCAGAGGACGGCAGCAUGAUCACACUAACACAGGAGAAUAGGCAAGCGUCCCUGAAGCUGUGGAAGUCUCGCCUCAGCCGGGUCAUGUACUCCAUGGCCAACUGCCUGCUGCUGAUGAAGGAUUACAUUCUAGCUGUGGAGACCUAUCAAUCCAUUAUCCAAUAUGAACCCAAGCAGAGAGUGCAGCUUCUCAGUGCCAUUGGACGAAUCUUCUUACAGAUCGGAGAUGUUAAAACUGCAGAGAAAUACUUCCAGGAUGUUGAGAAGGCGUGCCAGAUGAAAGGGAGCCAGCCUGGUGACAGCACGUGCAUGGUGAUGAACAGAGCAUUUGUCUACCUCAGUCAGAAUAAUUAUGCAGAAGCGCACUCAUCUUUUACUGAAGUAUUGCAGAUUGACCCCAAAAACCCUGUGGCUAACAACAAUGCAGCUGUAUGCUUGCUGUAUCUAGGCCGUCUGAAGGAGUCCCUGGGUCAGCUGGAGGGCCUGGUGCAACAGGACCCUGCCCAGUACCUACACGAGAGCGUCCUUUUCAACCUCACCACUAUGUACGAGCUGGAGUCCUCACGCAGCACCCAGAAGAAGCAGGCCCUCCUGGAGGCAGUGGCCAGCCGCGAGGGAGACAGCUUCAAUACGCAAUGUCUCAAACUGGUCUAAGAAAUACACACUAGUUUUUCUAAUGUGGAAAAGACUAAAAUGGGAACAGAUACGUUGAUAAGGUUUAGCUUAAAAACAUAUCAAAAGCCAUUUCUUUUUGUGGUCAUCAGUGGACUUUGAAAGGACUCUGUAAGAUAAUGUACAUGUCUGCUCUAUAUUGCAAACCAUGUAAAUGCUUCCCUAAUUCCUAGUUUUAAAUAUCAACUUUUCAGCAUUUUGAAGAUGAUCAUGGCACACCAUUAAGAAACUGGCUGAAACUUCAAGUGAAAUAAGAUAAUUAUGUAUUGGGAAGAAUAAUUGAAAUUUACAUUUAGGGCCAAAAGUUGGUAGUUUGGUGUAUUUGUCGUAAUUUGAUAAUGGUGGAGAUGUUGAAACAAAGCAUAUAAAAAUACCCACAAUUUUAUGACACAUCAUACAGGAGGCAUUUUUCACCACCAAUGUUAACAUGGUAUUGAUUUAAUAAUAUCAAGUUAAUAUUAAUGAGUGAGCAGUAAUGGUAUUUCAUCGUAACUGAAAAUAUCACACCAGUCUGAUACAGCAGUAAUGUGGCAUGAAACUUUAAAUCACAUUUUAUUAAUUAUAUUUUGAGCCAACACAUUUUGAUGUUACCUUCUAGUUUGUUGCAAAGGCUCCAGCUUCAUGCUUAACAAGGGAAUAAGAGUUUUAUACUUGGUGGUAUUUGAAAAAUGCAUUUCUCAGUUCUUAAUCAGAAAUGCACCAGAAGUUAGCAGGACAAAGUUGUUGAACAGGGCUCAGAGCAGACCUGUUCAUUGCACUACAGAUUGGCAGUGGUUUUAAGGGAGUUUCAGCCUCAUAAUGUGAGACUUGACACGGGCAUUAUCCAGAGCUUCAGUGUGCUUAAAGUCUAAUAAAUGUCCACAGAGGUCCUGUUUUAAGCUUCUUCCUCCUGUCGGCACAGCAGACACCUGUAAAACUGGAUUAACUGUCAAAGACCACUCGAUUUCAGCUGUCUGUUCCUCAUUAGUUUAUUAAGCCAUGUGUAGAGAAAGUAAACAACUCACCCAGAUUACAUUUCCCACUAUGGAGAAUGUAAAAUGCAGAUUUGUAUUGUACAUUGCAGAUUGUUUGACCUAAUGUCAUAUCUUUUAUUGAUUUGUGCUGGUGAGUCUUUAAUUAAUGUUUACAUAAUCAUAUUUAUAUAUAUAAGAAAAUUAAAUGUUUAAUCUAAAUAAACUUUCUUUUUCAUUAAACCAAAAAUGCACUAAA
This is a messenger RNA of Boleophthalmus pectinirostris (great blue-spotted mudskipper), 3762 nucleotides long. RefSeq names its product trafficking protein particle complex subunit 12 (gene trappc12). The record is from RefSeq and is a predicted model, not a curated record. NCBI's taxonomy places the organism in Eukaryota, Metazoa, Chordata, Actinopteri, Gobiiformes, Gobiidae. Gene Ontology annotation, cellular component: TRAPP complex; Golgi apparatus. The coding region runs from base 115 to 2535 and encodes 806 amino acids. Gene Ontology annotation, molecular function: protein binding. The transcript is spliced from 12 exons.